This is a messenger RNA of Rotaria sp. Silwood2, 852 nucleotides long. The record is from the annotation of a GenBank genome assembly. NCBI's taxonomy places the organism in Eukaryota, Metazoa, Rotifera, Eurotatoria, Philodinida, Philodinidae.
AUGUUUGUUAUUUUUGAUUCAACAAAUCAAAUAUUUGAUCGAUUAAUGAAAGCAAAAAAUGAACAAAAAUCAGGUGAUGGAUCAAAACAUGCAGGUUAUUUUAAACGUCUUAAACAUAUGGGUCAACAAGCUAUUCAUUCAUUAUUUAAAAGUUCAAAAAAAUCAAAUAAUCAAUCUGGUUUAAUUGAAUCUGAUACAUUUAUUUAUGUUCGUGGUGAUGAAAGUUCACAUUAUCAUGGAGAACGAGGUUCAAAAUCGGAUCGUGCACGUGAUUAUCCUGCUUAUGGAGUGGAUAUUCCUGGUGCUUGUAUGCCUAGUGGUUUUGGUCAUAUACUUUUUGGUGAACUUUCAUCAAUUCAUGAGAAAGGUAAAUAUGCUGGCGAACGUAUUUAUAUAAAACCAGAAUUUUUUGGAAUUCGUCAAUUAAAACAUUUCAUUAAGCAUACACAAUCUUAUCUUAGUCAUGUAUCAAGAAAAUAUGUAUGUCAAUUAAAAGACAUGCAAACAAAACCUGGUUGUUCAAAAGAAGAUGCAUUUCGUGAAAAUACAGAUAAAAAAUUAUUAGAAAAAUGGAAAAAAGUUUUAAUGACAAUUCCAACUGUAUGGAAUGUUGAUGAACAAUAUAUGAAAAAUGCAACCAAAUAUGGUAUGGGAGAAAUUGAUCGACAAGCUAAAGAAUUAGAAGCAACGGGUUAUAAAGAUAAAGUAAAAGAAUUUCGUGAAACAAUGAUUAAACAAUAUGGAGAAGAUGAUAUAAGUGUACGAAAAGGUCGAGAGAUCAUAUUUACAACACAAGGAUUAUUAAAUAGUUCACUUACAUGUGAAUUAUUCAGUAAAAUCAAAAAAUGCUGA